AUGAAGCUCUUUGCAAUAACAAUGGUAUUUACACUUCUUCUUGCAUCUGGUCUUGCUCAAGCUAGGACCGAUCCUUUUCAAACCGACUCUAAUCAAAUCCAUAGACCACCGCCCUUCCCAACCGAACCAUUUCCUCCUCCAGAACCAAACCAGGAUGCAAAGAUAUCAGUGGAGCAGUUCCCAAUCCCAAUUCCAAAAAUUUGUCCUCCGGGUUUCCCUGGAUGCCCACCAGCAAGGUCUUAA
This is a messenger RNA of Eruca vesicaria subsp. sativa (arugula), 243 nucleotides long. The record is from the annotation of a GenBank genome assembly. NCBI's taxonomy places the organism in Eukaryota, Viridiplantae, Streptophyta, Magnoliopsida, Brassicales, Brassicaceae.